Messenger RNA from Coccinella septempunctata (seven-spotted ladybird), 3601 nucleotides. It is a transcript of the gene Best1, whose product is annotated as bestrophin-4. The record is from RefSeq and is a predicted model, not a curated record. NCBI's taxonomy places the organism in Eukaryota, Metazoa, Arthropoda, Insecta, Coleoptera, Coccinellidae. The coding region runs from base 320 to 2086 and encodes 588 amino acids. Gene Ontology annotation, molecular function: chloride channel activity. The transcript has 12 exons.
UUUGUUGAGGUGAAAUAAUAUUCUGUGACCUAAACCUAACCAAUCUUUGUUUAUUGUUGUCAUUCAUUUCGCUUGUCAAAAUUACACAAAAUUCAAAUAUUGUCACUUUUAGUUUUAUUACUUCACUGAUUGUUUAAACUUUGAUGAAUCACAAGGCUUUCUUGGAUUUAACGUGUGUUAAUUAGUUAAUUCCUAAAUAUAGAAACAUAUGUAGGGUUCAUUUAAAAAAACAAUUUUUCAUUCAUAACCUCCAUUUCAUGGAUGAUCAGUGCCUUUUUCUUGUUUCUCAUAAGUGAUAAAUUUUGUAUGUACAAGUAAAAUGACCGUAUCUUAUACAUCUGAAGUUGCCAGUGUGAGGGGACUUGGUUGCUUCUUAAAACUAUUAGUAAGAUGGAAAGGAAGUAUUUACAAAUUAGUGUGGAUGGAUCUUAUAGUAUAUUUAAGUAUUUAUUACUCCCUCAACUUUAUGUAUAGAUUUUGUUUGGAUGAUGUUGGGCAGGAAUUAUUCCAAGAUAUAGUUCAGUAUUGCAAAAAUUAUAUUGAUCUCAUACCAUUGUCUUUCGUAUUAGGUUUUUAUGUUUCUAUUGUGAUGACGAGGUGGUGGGGGCAGUACACCACUAUUCCAUUUCCAGAUAAUUUAGCUGUAUUUGUUAGCACAACUGUACAUGGUCAGGAUGAAAGAGGUAGGGUAAUGAGGAGAACGAUUAUGAGGUACGUUUGCACCUGCAUCACAAUGACUUUCACUAUGAUUUCCCCGAAAGUGAAAAAAAGAUUUCCUAAUUUGGAUUAUUUCGUUGACGCCGGGCUUCUGCAGCAGAACGAGAAGGAAAUCAUGGAAGAUUUGAAUAAGAAAUCUCCUACAUACUCGAAGCAAUGGUUACCCAUUGUUUGGGCUGCAAGUAUUAUCACGAGAGCGAGAAAAGAAGGCAGAAUUAGAGACGAUUUUGCCGUGAAGACAAUAAUCGAUGAAUUGAAUAAAAUAAGGGGACAGUGUGGAAUGUUGCUCAAUUAUGACCAUAUUAGUGUACCACUUGUAUAUACUCAGGUAGUAACUAUAGCCGUAUAUAGUUACUUUUUAACGACUUUAAUGGGACACCAAUGGAUCGACGACGGAAAAAAUUUCAAGUUCGACGUGUACAUGCCCAUUUUCACUCUGCUUCAGUUUUUCUUUUACAUGGGAUGGUUGAAAGUUGCCGAAUCUCUCAUAAAUCCCUUCGGCGAAGACGACGAUGAUUUCGAGGUCAACUGGAUGGUGGACAGGAACAUACAAGUAUCCUAUCUGAUAGUAGAUGAAAUGCACCACGAACAUCCCCAGCUUUUGAAAGAUCAGUAUUGGGAUCAGAUAGCUCCGGUCGAAUUGCCUUACACGGCGAACACAAUUCGUGAGACCCACCCUCUACCUUCUACCGCUAACAUAGCCAAGAAGUUCGAAAGCGUGGAUCUGACACCCUCCUCCAUAAAAAUUGACGAUUUUCAGAGUAACGAUAUGAACUCUGGUCCAAUUAUGUUCACCGCGAACGGCAACAGGAAUUUUUCAGCUUCUAUGAGGUCUAGGGGUGGUUCGUUCUCCACGACAGUUCCUGAUGGAAGUAUGACGAGAGUCAACUCCGUGAGUAGCAUGCUAAAGAGGUUUUUCAGCAGAGACGAGAGUAAACCUGAUAAUAGGCCAGACAGUCGAAUGGGGUCUACUCAGGAACUUAUAAAUCUCACCCAAAAGCCAAAACCCAAAUUGGCGCCAGAUGUUAUAGAAGAGGUGGAUGAACAACUCACCAUUAAUUCCCAAAGGAGCGCCAAAGAAUCUCGUCCUAGUAUAAUUGGACAUUUUUCUUCACCUUCUGAACCUAUUGAUAUGCCGUCAUCGUAUAGAAGUGGAGAAUCAAGGAGGACCCAUUCGCCUCUUUCAAAAUCUGCACCGGUGGAUGGCGAAGACGAUGAAGAUGACCACCUAAGUAUUGGUGGUUCAGUAACUGAUCCAUCAGAUACUGAUGAUGAAUUUUCUAAACUCAGGAAGAAACGCAGUGAGGAGCGUCUUAAUAGGUUUAGAUUAUUUGUUAAUUACCUCACGAAGCAACAAACAACAGGCUGAAAGUCAAUCUUGCCAGGUCAGUUAGCGUAUGUGGACAGGGGGAAAAUGAUGUCCUUCUGUACCCUGCAUCACCAGACACUCCAGAAUCUUCGCUCAAUAUUUGAAUCAUUAUUUUCCAAAGAAUCAAUUGUGCCUUUCUAGAGAUUCAGUCACAUUCUUGAGAAAAGUACUUUUGGACGAAGUUAUAAGUUCAAAUUAUUGUGUUAAUAGAUGUGAUAAGGACUUUUCGAAUUGAUACAGUUUGAGUUGAUUCAAUUUUGCCUAAUUUUCAGACAUUUACUGAGACUAUAUUUAUUAUAUUAUUGUUUAUGUGAUUUUUAAACUUCGGUAUUAUUCAAAUUUAAUAACGAAGCAUAGGAUUGCCAUUCGAUUAAAAUGGCGGCGUCAUUUGAGGUUAGUUUUCAUUAUUGAUAUUAUUUUUGGAUAUUAAAUAUGGAUUGCUAUACCAGAGGUUGAGAAAGGAAGUACAAUUUUAAUUUAAUAAUUUAGUUUCGUUACCUACUUAUUUUUACCAGUGAAAAACCUAGUGUAGAAGAAUAACAAUUUUAAAAAUUUUUGCAAUAAUUGGCAAAUACUAAUAUAUGCUAAAACCUUUGCAAUAUACUAUAGAGUUAAUAAUAACUGCACUGUAAAUCAUUUACAGUAUAUUAGUUCAGUUGUCAUAUUUAUUUUUUCAAUUAACAACGGAUUUUCUUAUUACCCCGUGUGUUGUAAGUUUAUUUUCAAAUAGUUCAUAGAUUUUAUUACCACGUUUAAAAUCAGUUUUUUCAAUAAAAAUAACGAAUGAUUUUUAGUAUAUAAAGAAUAAGUUGCCAUUGUAAAAUACUUUUCUUAAAAAAUCAAAUAUGUAAUAACUACAAUGAUGUAAUGCGAAUAUGAUUAUUUUUUUGCGCCUGAAUAGAGGCAAAUUGGUGGGGAAGCUUUCAAAAAACAAGAAUGACUAAUCCAAGCUACAAUAUUCUUUGAGAAAAAACUCAAAUAUUAUAUAAUCUACUUUUUUGUUGAAGUUCCCCACCAACAUGAAACGAUUUUUGUUGUAUAAUUAAAUUGUGAUUUUAACUCGGCAAUAAUAUAAUGUGAAUUGCGAUAGAUUCUCUUAACAGUACCGAGGUUAUUUCAAAAUAGUACUUCUAAUGAUGAAAAUGCAUUUUUUCAUUUCAAUUGAUACUCUCAGAUCAAAAGACAAGUUAUGUUGUACCAAUAAACUUGCAGAUCUAUUUACCUGCAUAUUUUUAGAAUUUGCAAAAUGAAACCUAAUCAUAAAACCUUCACCAAUUUUUUGCUCUAGCUUUUGACCAAAAUUUGCAAUAGAAAAACUGUUUCAGUAGUAAAUUGCUGAUGUUCACUUGCUCUUCAUUAUUGUGUAGAAGAUUACAAGUUCAAUGGUACUCCAUAUUCAUGAAUAAUAUUGUAUUUGUUUGACUAGUUUAUUAUGUAUUGCAAUGUGUGAUAUUUAUACAAUUAAGAGUUUUACUCAAAUUUACACUGAUAAAUAAAGUAUCAUCUAAUUUUGAA